GCUGUGGCCAGUUCUUCCCGGCGGCCCGACGGUCUUGUCUGUCACUUUCAGUAUCGCUUUUCAUUAUUUGGCUUGAGAUCGGGGAAGGGAGGGAGCAAGAAGAAUAUAUAUAUAUAUAUAUUAUAGGCGGUCAGGAUAGCGUUACGGUCCGACAGACAGACAGAGAGAGAGAGAGAUAUUCGGCGGAAAGCUGUGCUGUGUCGGGCACGUCAGAUGGUCAGACAAAACUAAUUAGAUGCUCAUUUACCAAGUGAUUUGCAUCUUUUUACUCGUGUGGAAAACCAUGGCACAGAACCAGCCAGAUGGACGAGAAGAAAAGGACAGAAAUUCCACUGCAUUAAAAGAUUUGCUAUCUAGAAUUGACUUAGAAGAACUAAUGAAGAAAGAUGAACCACCUCUUCAAUUUCCUAAAACACUUGAAGAGUUUGAAUAUUCUUUUAAUGAAAAGGGACAGUUAAGACAUACAAAAACUGGGGAACCAUAUGUGUUCAAUUACCAUGAAGAUAUGCACAGAUGGAACCAGAAACGUUAUGAAGCCCUUGGAGAAAUUAUCACUCACUGUGUUUAUGAACUUUUGGAAAAAGAAUGCCAUUUAAAGAAGGUUUAUCUCCCAGUGGAUGCUACAGAAGAUGAACCAAAGAGCUUCAUUUUUAUGAGUGAAGAUGCUACAACAAACCCUGACAAGUUAAUGAUUCUGAUUCAUGGUAAUGGAGUUGUCCGGGUUGGCCAAUGGGCCAGAAGACUGAUAAUCAAUGAAGACCUUGACAGUGGGACUCAAAUACCUUUCAUCAAAAGAGCUAUGGACGAAGGAUAUGGAGUAAUAGUUCUAAAUACCAAUGAAAACUACAUAGAAGUGGAGCAGCUACAGAAGCACAUGCAGUCACCUACAAAUGACAUAGAUGAGCCAGUGGAAAAGAAAGAGAAGAAGGAUGACAGUCAGAAGGAGACAAAGAAACAGCGAGAUGUUUAUGAAAAAUAUCGAAAUCCUCAAAAGGAAAAAGAGCCAAAGCACAUCCCCAUCAGGGAUAACAGUACACCAGAGGAGCAUGCACUCUAUGUCUGGGAUCACUUCAUCUCCAGAUCUUCUGCCAAGAAUGUGGUAUUUGUUGCCCACAGUUACGGUGGCCUGGUGUUUUUGGAAUUAAUGAUUCAGCGGGAAGCAGAAGUGAAGAACAAAGUGAUUUCAGUGGCAUUGACAGAUUCUGUCCAUAAUGUUUGGCACCAAGAAGCUGGAAAAUCUGUACUGGAUUGGAUGCAGGAGCAUUGCCGUAACUGGGUGUCAAGCUCUGAACCAUUGGACACGCCCGUAGAAUUUAUGUUGCCAGACUGCCCUCGGGUCUCUGCAGGUACAGAACGGCAUGAGCUAACAUCGUGGAAGAGUUUUAAUUCAAUUAUAAAGUAUUUUACUCAAGCUUUAGAGGCACAGAACACUGAAACAAAAUCUAAGCCAACAGUGAUAACAAGAAGCUCCAACCGAAAGAAAAGUGAAGAAUUAUGAAGCAAAAAGCCAUUUUCCUGCAUUUGUUUUUGCUCUGGCAGCCCCUCUAUCCCUCAUUAGAUUGUUUUCUUUUUGGAGCAAAGGGUCAUGGUGUAUACAUCUAAAUAGCAUUUUGCAUUAUUUCUAGAUGAGCGCAACUGUCAAAGCAAUAUGGGUCUGCCGGUUGUGUUUCCUGUGGUCCCGAGCUCAGAUUUGGUGCCACCGAUCGGUGCGCAGAUUAAGAGUGACAGCAGUUCUGCACAGUGCAGCGCAGAGCGGCUCUAAUUGCCCUGACACAGCCCUGCACUGAGCUAAUGCCAUGGGGCUAUUGGCUUCCCCCAUGUCCUAAUGCCUGCCAACUAUUCUUCAUUAAAGAGACAGCUUCUCUUUUGUCGACCUAUGUACAGCAGCCUUUAAAAUAGCCAGAAAUCACAGCUACUCAACAUUUUCCCUUCACGUACUCAAGCCUUGUCAUAAUUUUCAAGGGAUUUCAAAUGCAUUUAAGUCGCUAAAGAUGACAGUUGUUUUUGGUGAUGCCAGCUGUCACGUUUUAUGUCUGCUCAAAAGUAACUUGAUAUUACUGAAGCGGUGUGUUUAUUUUUCAAAAUAUAUCAGAAGUACUUCUUAAAGCUCAAGGAUGUUUAAAGAUAUGUUGGGUAAAUUGGCAUCACUGUGAAUAUCUAUGUCAGUUGGCCAAUAAAAACUAAAGCAAUGUUUCUCAUAAAAAACACAUUAAUUAGAUCAAAUCUAAAUCCAAAGGUCUGUAUCCAUAAUGUGAUCUGAUUAAUAUCAACAUAUACAUUACGCUGCAUCUUUUAAAUGACUAGAUUAUUUUUAAUAACUAGAUUGAAGACUGUGUAGUACAAACAAGAGAGCGAUAAUAACCAUUUUUCUCAAAAUAUUAAGUGGACAUGAUUAAUUUGAAAGACCACUGUAAAUGUUUUCAUUCUGUGCUUGUUACAAUAUUUACAUUUUCUUGCUUUUAACUAGUUGCUGAGAAUUUUGUUUUUAAAAAUUGACAUUCAGGUUGGUUACUGCUGUUGAAAUAUGCACUUUCAUUCUCGUUUUAAGUAAUAUUCAUUGUCCUUUUCAAUUAACUGCAAAUUAUAACUGAAUUUAAAAGAUGCUUUAAUAGCUCAAAUGUUACAGCAAAAAUAAAAUUGCUUCCUAAGGGAGUAAUGUUACAAAAUUGCAAGAACACAAGAAAUUGCAUGUUAAUGCAAGUUUAGUUCCUGCUCCAUCAUUCGAACUGGAAGUUCAUUUUUCAGUUUAACACUUGCUAGUUUUUGCUUGCUUGUGAUUCAUUGGCUAUAGAGUAGCUUGGGGAUUCUGCUAAAAUCUAGGACACACAAAAUUUUAACAUUUGAGUAAUGUAAAGUGUGUUUUAGGACCAACUUAUGAAAAUCCUUGGAGUAAUUACUCAUUACCUUGUUUGAUCAUUUGAAAAUUGGAGCUUUUUGCAGUGCUUCAGAACAUGAUCGAAUACAAAAGAGGGAAUAGAUUAUUUAGAAUAUUCAAAUUCUUGUUAUGCAUUACAUAGGUUCAAGGCAGGACAGCACAAAAAUGCGAGAUGAGAAUUAACAUACAUUAUUUUAAUUAAAUAUUUAGCAAUAUGAAGUUUGAGAAAUAUGAAAUAGGUGCAAAGCAGUGUACAAAGUCAUUAAUUCAAGUGAUUUGUUCAGGUUUAUAAUGCUGCUAGUGUUCUGAGUGGCUGAAGAGCUUCAUCAGGCUAUGUGAAUAGGAAAAGGGACCCAAGGGAAGCCUUUGGUAGCUGCUUUGGUGCAUGUGUAGCUCCACUCCCAUAGAGACAGGUUAGGAGGUUUGCUGCUGGAGCUUUGAUUGGAGUUUACAGUCAUUUGACAUUUCCAGCACUUUCUGCCAAAUGACACUGGUCCCUACAGAAUGCAUGCCCUAUUACCUGCCCAUCCACCCCCACCCCCCUUACCCCGACAUCUGACUUCAUUCUUUAGGUGUACUUGGAGUUUAAAUGUGGAAAUUGAAAAAUGAACAAAAUUAACCUCAAAUUCAAGCAUUUCAAUUGGUGAUAAUUUAUCUGUUAAUCUACAUGCAAAUAAUUAUUCUUUCACGUGGCUUUUACAAUCAAAACUUGCAGAAAUUGAUAAUGAAAUAUUGGUAAACUUAAAUGCAUUUAAUGUUAUCAUUAUCAAGAUUAAAGUAAAUAAUAAAUUGGUAUCUCUAAAAAUGCCUUCAGUUGUGAUGGCUUAAACAAUAUGUUACAUUCUGCAGUACAUUUUUAUUUUGAUCUUAAACUGUUUUAUUUGUAAUAGCAAGUGUAACUAGUUGGAUUUUGAAAUAUUACAGGCUUACUUUUGAAAACUAUCAUAAAGGAAAAAAAUCAUCUCGACAAGAUGAAAGCUUAGGAUGACUGACAGCAUUAAGUGAAUGGGACCUUUCCAUGCAAUUGUGAAUGGGGGCGAUAGGGGGAAAAUCUGAUGGAAAAUGAAUUUUCAACCCAGAAACCUUCAAAGCAAAACCAUGAUUUUUAUUUUUGAUAGUUUUCAAAUCCACUUAUCAAACUGAAGCACUGAAAUGAAAAGUUGCGUUCUCCAAUGUAUAAAUCAACUCUUGCUUUUAAUCUCGCUGUGUGAUGACUCUGAU
Messenger RNA from Leucoraja erinaceus (little skate), 4096 nucleotides. It is a transcript of the gene arb2a, whose product is annotated as family with sequence similarity 172 member A. NCBI's taxonomy places the organism in Eukaryota, Metazoa, Chordata, Chondrichthyes, Rajiformes, Rajidae. Gene Ontology annotation, biological process: regulatory ncRNA-mediated heterochromatin formation. Gene Ontology annotation, cellular component: nucleus. Bases 236 to 1498 code for a protein of 420 amino acids. The transcript is spliced from 11 exons. Gene Ontology annotation, molecular function: siRNA binding. The record is from RefSeq and is a predicted model, not a curated record.